AUGAUUGUGGUCCAGAAUGUGGAGACCAGAUCCCCGUCAAGAAUCAGGAGGCAGAAAAAGAUUCUGUGGGGUGUCCUCUUUGGGCUGAUGGUCCUUAUCUAUGGCUCUCAUGCACCACUCAUCACUCUCACCAAGGUGGAUGGUCAAGUCCCUUUCAACCCAUCCUCAUGUGUUCUCAUGAUUGAAUUCUCCAAACUCCUGGUUUCUCUGGCCACUCUUGUUCUAACCGAUGGUACAUCUGCCUUACCUGCUCCUCCACAUCUCAUCCGCAUGGCCCCCUAUGCUGUCCCUGCCCUCCUCUACGCCCUCAACAACAACCUGGUAGUUCUCAUGCAGGCCUAUAUGGACCCAAGCUCAUACCAGGUUCUUUCUAACCUGAAAAUUGCCUCCACCGCCCUGCUGUACUCUUUCUGCCUGGGCAAGAGGCUCCGUCCUUCUCAGUGGUUAGCUUUGGGGCUUCUCAUGUGUGCAGGGGUGUGCCACAGCUACAGCAGCCUGGAUCUAGGGGACCCUAGGAUGUUUGAAGCUGAGGAAGGUCCAAGGCUUCAUAUCACAGCGUGGGGGCUUUUCCUCGUGCUGGUGUACUGCUGUGUUUCAGGGCUGGCAGCAGUUUACACUGAGAGGGUCCUGAAGAGCCAGAAGCUGCCCCUCAGCCUGCAGAAUCUCUUCCUCUAUGUGUUUGGUGUGGCCAUCAAUGGGCUCUCCUCCUUCUCCUUUAUAACAGGGGAAAAGAGCUUUCUGGAGGGAUACUCAGGGGUGGUCUGGGUCAUUAUUGUAGGGCAGGCUGCCAAUGGGCUUCUCAUGUCUGUGGUGCUGAAGCACGGCAACGGGAUCACCAGACUGUUUGUCAUUUCCUGCUCCAUGCUGGUUAAUGCUCUGCUGUCUUGGGCCAUGUUAGGGCUGCAGCUCACGCCUUUCUUCAUCCUACCUGUUUCUAUGAUUGGAAUAGCAGCUUUCCUUUACUACAGAUAGUAACUAACUGAACCACAGGGCUCAUUAAACUCAUGACAGUCUACCUGUUUGCUAGUUUUUCAGAUUUGUUUUCUGCCUUAUAUCUCUCUGCCUUCUGAAAUCCAGAAUCCAACACGUAACAUAUACCAAAUAAGUGAACAUUUAUUUCAGCUGAGCUCUUAUUACACAGUUUGCAUCAUAUUUUAAAAUUCAUCAUUAUGUCACACCGAUGUAAGUCCAUUGAAAUAAUUAUGCAAGUUUGGGGUAUAAUAUCUUCAGUUCAACAUUUCUGAAGAGCGCAGCUAUGUCGAUUUGUACUUUGUUCUCUGGCAAGGACAUUGUCAAAGAUAAUAUCACAGUGUUAUAAAGUGUGUUAAUAAAAUAACAAAUUGUUUCAACAAAUUAAGUAUUUUUUUCAAAUGUAUAUUAAGCACGCAGAUUCAAAGACAUUUCAUUUAUAUAUUUAUUGGAUUUGGGAUGACCGUUCAGCAGUAGGAUCACCUCGCACAGCUAGGGUAUCCUUUAACUCUCCCAGUGCUGGAAAAGAGUAAUAUACUUUGAAUGGUGGUGGGAAGAAACAAGGUGUUGAUACAUUUUAUGAGAGCGAGGUUGGGGUAUUUCUAUCCAUAAUGUAACAGCAGGUAGUCCGACAUACACUGACCUUUACGGAGCUGUUUGUUGUCCACCUGCAGCUCCUGGUUCUGGGCCGACAGGUAGACUGCGUCCUGCACCGCCUCCAGCAGCACACUCCUGUAUCUGUCCUCCGACAUCCUCCUCUGCUCCUCACACACCUGACGAAACACUCUGAACACCUGCAGAGCAGUCAGAAGGUUAACACAGAAACAUGUGUUACUAUGCUGGAUAUUUUUUAUAUAAAUCUUUAAUAAUAGAGGAAUAUCAUUAUUUUAAACUUAAACCACCUGGAUGCCUAAAUCCUAUACAUAUUUGUUUUUCUUUUCGAUAGGGGACAUAGGAGUUGACCAAAAAGUGGAUAAAAAUGUACUGGCAGGAUUACGCUAAUAAAAAUAAAAAGUCUUCA
Messenger RNA from Eleginops maclovinus (Patagonian blennie), 1990 nucleotides. It is a transcript of the gene slc35a4, whose product is annotated as solute carrier family 35 member A4. Gene Ontology annotation, biological process: pyrimidine nucleotide-sugar transmembrane transport. Lineage: Eukaryota; Metazoa; Chordata; Actinopteri; Perciformes; Eleginopidae. Gene Ontology annotation, cellular component: Golgi membrane. The record is from RefSeq and is a predicted model, not a curated record. The coding region runs from base 1 to 972 and encodes 323 amino acids. The transcript has a single exon. Gene Ontology annotation, molecular function: pyrimidine nucleotide-sugar transmembrane transporter activity.